This is a messenger RNA of Mesorhabditis belari, 1485 nucleotides long. NCBI's taxonomy places the organism in Eukaryota, Metazoa, Nematoda, Chromadorea, Rhabditida, Rhabditidae. The record is from the annotation of a GenBank genome assembly.
AUGAUUCCUGGAAAAGGUAAACAAGUCGACAAGGACUUUUUGAAGGUUCAAUAUCGUCAACAUCUAUCUCAGCCGGCAACACCGUCAAAGGGCGUAGCCCUCGUUCGGGAUGUGCCAAAACACCGCAAAUCGGCAGAAGAAAUGCGAGAUGAGCAAAGAAAGGAAAUGAAACGACGCGGCAUACCGUGUCUCAGCGAGGAUCCUGAUUUGGCGCCGACGAAAUUCGAGCGCAUAAACGCCCCGAUAAACCCGGCUCGGUGCCACUCCAAGACGUCCACUUUGCCAUGGAAAAAGCUCGGCGAGAAGCGCUCACCUGUUGUGUCAACUAACUCUUCGUCGACUGUUUCAUGCAAUUCGGACACUUCACCCAGUGUCCAACCAGAAAAGCAAGAGGAUUUAAUCAAAAAUCACGAGCACGAACAUCGCAAAAAGCGUCUUCGCGAGGCACUCGAUCCAAAUUUGGUUGCUGCAGAGAAUUCGGAUGAACGCCUUUGCAAGGAUAAAGCAUUUGAAGCUAUCGAUUCGGUUGCUAUCGAAACCGUAGCUGCAUGCCCGGCUGAACAGCUCGCGCGGGAUAAGGAAAAACUGGCAAAAGCCGUUCAAGAAAUUGAGGAUGAUGUGACGCCAAAUGCGGCUUCAACGGCUCUUAUCAUUCUUGAGGAGGCCCACAAGAAAAAAUCUUUCGAAAAACUGAUGACAAAAGAAGAGAACGAGCAGUUGGCCAAAUUCUUUGGAGGAAUGGCUGCGUACAAUGACAAGAUCAUGGGACUUAUUAACAAGACGUUGGAUAAGAUCUUUGACGAUGUUCAAAAGAAAAUCGAGCCUCAAAAACUGCCAGAACCGCACUUCUUCUUGAAUCGAGAAAUGGCAAAGAAGGCGUUCUUUGAUGCUAUUUUCGCUCACCCUGAAUAUCUACCGGACUCGUGGAAAACCAAUUUUCAACGCUGGCGUGAAGAUGCAAUGAGGGAACACUAUGGGAUCAAUGUCUGGAAGGUGCUGUUCACUUAUCCACGACAGCGACGUUUUGGUGAUUCGGAAGUAAAUGCAGAUGGCUCUUUUACACCAAAACCGCGUGGAUUACUGAUGGGAAUCCUUUUGAGUCCGCGUGAUCAGCGAUCUUUCGAAGAAACUGCUCACCGAGCAAAAGAAAGCACCGAGCACUCCACUAUUAACCCCCAAAUAAUUCAAACAAUGGUAUCCCAAGGACGGAGACUUGUCAAAUCACAUGCCGCAAGCUUUGCGUACUCGAAGAACACAAUGCUGUCCUCCCGAAACGGCAAGCUGAUUUCGAUCGCCAAACUACAACAGAAAGCUGUCGAUGAAAUAUAUGCGCCCACGAACAAACGAGGAAAUUCGUCGAAAUCGUCGAAAAAGCAAGGAAAUAAGUGGCCACUUCCUACGUGGAUGAUCGUACUUUUCGUCUUUGUGGUGUGUGGAUCAGCGAUUUUCGAGGUGGUUCGCAACGUAAAGAUCAUGCUGCAUAAU